GUCUACCCAUUUUUCGUAUCCUCGCCCGUCAUUGCGCAUAUUUCCUACCUUCUUUUCCUCCGUCGGCUCCGAGUAGAGAGUGUUAUUUAAUCCCGGUGGACUGGCCGUCCGCGCGCACCGAGUCAAGUCGCCAUGGCGCUCCGAACGUCUGCUCUUCCGAGCAUCGCGGCGGCGACAACGGAGCUGUGGCCGUCAAUCAUGAGGGCCAUUAUGGUACCUUUACGAGCUUCAUCGCUGCCGCCGUCGAACCCGAAUGCGCUCCGGACCAAGGAAGUCGAAAUCGAGUCAAGCCCGCAACCGACGAAUGCGAACGUCCAAGCUAAGGUCUCUCCCGGUCUGGCCAAGUUCGAGCUUCCCGAGUUUCUUCGAGAUGCUCGAAUUGGUGCCCAUCUCCUACCAGCUGCAUCUGUGAAGAAUGUCUCCGCUCCCUUCGAUAUCCGCUCAUCGAUUUCGACACUGCACCGUGCCUCUAUUCUUGCAUGCAAUCCGAUGGUACCUCGUCUUCAACCACAAUAUGUACCGCUCCGAUCUAUGUCUGCCGCAACCACUCUACGUCCAUUCUCGAACCCGCUCAUGAAAAUCAAUAUGAUGAACAUGCCUCAACGAAGAUCUUUUCAGACUGGCGGAUUGUCUAGAAACCUACUUGCUCAUAUGGAGGAAUCUGCCAACAGGAACCCGACAAGCGCUACUGCUCAGAACGCAUUCUACCAGGCCCUUUUGAGGGCGAACAUGCCCGCUAUCAUUAUCGAGAGAUAUCAGUCUGGACGGUUUGCGGCAAAUCCCGCGGCGACCGAAGCGUACCACAAGGCAUUGAGCAUGUUGACUCCCAGUGGUGGCCAGGGUGUGCGCGAUGAGGAUAUCAACCAAACUGUAAAGAACCUACCCGGAGAUCUGACGCCCACACAAGUCCAAGCCGUAACUCAGGCUCUAGCUGCCCGAUCUCGCGGCGGUAACCUAGCGGUUUCCAAAAGUGGUCAGGCAACUGGCGCAAAGGAUGGUCCUCUCCACGUUGUCGUUGACGAGACACUGGGUGGUAGCGUCUUCCGUUGGAUCAAAUUUCUCCUGUGGUUCUGUCUAUUCACAUAUCUGAGCUUGGUUGUCGUGACUAUGCUCAUCGAGGGAUUAAGUGUUCUAAAGCGACCUGGAGGCAAAGUCGAAAGCGAAGUCAAGGCUGAGCACCAGAAGACUCGAUUCUCGGAUGUCCAUGGCGCCGACGAGGCCAAGGAAGAAUUGCAAGAGAUGGUCGAGUUCCUGCGCAACCCCGAUAAGUUCUCCCAACUCGGUGGCAAGUUGCCCAAGGGUAUUCUGCUAGUUGGACCUCCCGGCACUGGAAAGACUCUUCUCGCUAGGGCCGUCGCCGGCGAAGCUGGCGUCCCGUUCUUCUACAUGUCUGGUAGCGAAUUCGAUGAAGUCUAUGUCGGUGUCGGCGCCAAGCGAGUGAGGGAUCUUUUUGCCGCUGCCAAGUCUAAGUCGCCCGCCAUCGUUUUCAUCGAUGAACUCGAUGCCAUUGGAGGACGCCGUAAUGCGCGUGACGCUGCUUAUGUCAAACAGACAUUGAACCAACUUCUCACUGAACUCGAUGGUUUCGAUCAGACCAGUGGUGUUAUUAUCAUCGGUGCUACGAACUUCCCCGAGCUGCUUGACAAGGCCCUUACGCGACCUGGUCGUUUUGAUCGUCAUGUCACCGUCGAUCUUCCUGAUGUGCGUGGCCGUCUUGCCAUCCUAAAGCACCACUCCAGGAAAAUAAAGGCCGCUACAGAUGUUGAUCUCCAAGCCAUCGCCCUGGGUACUCCCGGCCUGUCCGGAGCCGAGCUGGAAAACAUUGUCAAUCAAGCUGCCGUUCACGCCAGCAAGGUAAAGGCUUCCGUAGUCAGGAAGGAGGAUUUCGACUGGGCCAAGGACAGAGUUAUCAUGGGCGCCGAGCGAAGGACUAUGGUCAUCAGCGCCGAAGAGAAGGAGAUGACAGCUUAUCACGAAGCCGGCCAUGCGCUUGUCAACCUCUUGACUAAGGGUUCUGGUUCAAGCCUGUACAAAGUUACCGUUCUACCCCGCGCCCAUUCGCUAGGUCAUACUGCGUCUCUUCCAGAGAUGGACAAGUAUUCUUACACCAUCAGCAACUAUCUAGCUCGCAUAGACAUGUGCCUUGGUGGUAAACUCGCGGAAGAGAUUGUCUAUGGGGUCAACUCAGUCACCAGCGGCGCCUCAUCGGAUCUCAAAGUGGCUACCGCCGUGGCCUUCGACAUGGUUGCAAGCUUGGGAAUGUCUUCUAAACUCGGAAACAUGGAGUAUGGGAGCCGAUACGACACUCUCAGCAGCGAGACCAAGGCCCAAGUCGAGUCGGAAGUCCAACGUACUCUCAACGAAGCUUAUGAGCGCGCCCGCAAGCUCUUAACUGACCAUCGUAAGGAGCUCGACCUAUUAGCCAAGGCUCUCGUUGAAUAUGAAACAUUAAGUAAAGAGGAGGUUGAGAAGGUUAUUCGCGGAGAGAAGCUAACCGAUCGUAUCGCCGUCCCGAAGGGCCCCAUGGUUGUCCCCUCAUCUGCUAAACCUCCGGCUCCAGGCGAACUGGCGCCUAUUCCCGGCACAGGAGAAGAGGGCGGACGACCUCCGCCACCAGUGCCUCCAGCACCCGGUGGACUUGCCCCGAAGAGUGAAUAAUUAAUCUAACCACUUGGAAUGGAAAGACUCAAUUGAACUCAUAAUUACCUGGGGCAUGUCGAAGACAAAUAGAAACGAGUGGAUCGAGCAUUGUCCUGACGCUAGGCAUAGUAACAAUGCUGGGAUUGGAGUUGCGUUAGGCGGCUUUACCACAUACAUAUAUGGUAUACAUC
Molecule: messenger RNA, 2831 nt
Organism: Annulohypoxylon truncatum
Lineage: Eukaryota; Fungi; Ascomycota; Sordariomycetes; Xylariales; Hypoxylaceae
Product: peptidase family M41-domain-containing protein
Exons: 2
Coding region: 133-2658 (841 amino acids)
Biological process (GO): protein quality control for misfolded or incompletely synthesized proteins; mitochondrion organization
Cellular component (GO): mitochondrial inner membrane
Molecular function (GO): ATP binding; metalloendopeptidase activity; ATP-dependent peptidase activity
Source: RefSeq, a predicted model, not a curated record